This is a messenger RNA of Salvia splendens (bonfire salvia), 1127 nucleotides long. RefSeq names its product 14-3-3-like protein 16R. Lineage: Eukaryota; Viridiplantae; Streptophyta; Magnoliopsida; Lamiales; Lamiaceae. Bases 86 to 853 code for a protein of 255 amino acids. The record is from RefSeq and is a predicted model, not a curated record. The transcript has 4 exons.
AUUUCUCCACUACCGCACUCUCUCUAUCUCUCAGAAACCAAAACACACACAACACACACUCUCUCUCUAAAAAUCAAAAUCUGCAAUGGCGUCCCCGCGAGAGGAGAGCGUGUACAUGGCGAAGCUCGCCGAGCAGGCCGAGCGUUACGAGGAGAUGGUCGAGUUCAUGGAAAAGGUCGUCAACGCCGGGGACGGCGACGAGCUCUCCGUGGAGGAGCGCAACCUCCUCUCCGUCGCCUACAAGAACGUCAUCGGCGCCCGACGCGCCUCCUGGCGCAUCAUCUCCUCCAUCGAGCAGAAGGAGGAGAGCCGCGGCAACGAGACGCACGUCUCCGCCAUCAAGAGCUACAGAUCUAAGAUCGAGACCGAGCUCUCCAACAUCUGCGACGGCAUUCUCAAGCUCCUCGACACCAAGCUCAUCGGAUCCGCCUCCAACGGCGAUUCCAAGGUCUUCUACUUGAAGAUGAAGGGCGAUUACCACCGCUACUUGGCGGAGUUUAAGACCGGCGCCGAGCGCAAGGAAGCCGCUGAGAAUACUCUCUCCGCCUACAAGUCCGCCCAGGACAUUGCUAAUACCGAGCUCGCCCCUACUCAUCCAAUCCGUCUCGGCCUGGCACUGAACUUCUCGGUCUUCUACUACGAGAUCUUGAAUUCCCCUGACCGUGCUUGCAAUCUUGCUAAACAGGCUUUUGAUGAGGCAAUAGCUGAGUUGGACACUCUUGGUGAGGAAUCCUACAAGGAUAGCACCUUGAUCAUGCAGCUUCUCCGUGACAACCUCACCCUGUGGACUUCGGAUAUGCAGGAUGAUACUGCUGAGGAGAUCAAGGAAGCACCUAAGCCCGACAACGAGUAGAAAUGGGUUUUGUGGUUUAGGAUUCUCCCGUUCGGGUGAUGUUGCUAUCAUCUCUCUCUACAUAUUUCUGUUGAAGGAAUCAAGAAUUGCUGGUUGUAGCAUGUAGUUAGGCUAAUAGUCUCUUCUUUGGUGAUGUCCAGUUUUAGAUGGGUUUCUCACUCAUGUGCUUGUGAUUUCUUAUCUUUGACAACUUUCCUAAAGAUUGAUAUUUGGUGUCCUCUUAUUUAUCUUUUCACAAAAGCAAAAAUCAUCUAUAUCUCUAUUGUCGUUCGAA